AUGCUGCCAGAGAAGGCUAAGCAUUUGAGUGGCGGGAGAGUGAAGAGGCACUCUUUGCGAAGUGCCAACAAUCGCAUUAGACCGGUAUCACAAGAUAAGGAGUAUGUACCUAAUGCUGAAGACGACACUUCGAGUAGUAGCGACAGUGAUGUUGACGAGAAACAGCAUGUCUAUGUGUAUGAUCCACGGCUGCCCAAGGGGGUGAGUAUAAUAAAGAGUGUCCCUGAGGAGUAUGAAGGCACAACUGAAAGAACACAGUGGCGAAAAAGGGCGAAG
Messenger RNA from Sphaeroforma arctica JP610, 276 nucleotides. RefSeq lists its product as hypothetical. NCBI's taxonomy places the organism in Eukaryota, Ichthyosporea, Ichthyophonida. The transcript has a single exon. The annotation marks the transcript as partial. The record is from RefSeq and is a predicted model, not a curated record.